GCUUACACACACAAACUCACCACGUGCCUGUCUGUCAGUCUGUCCGUCUGUUUGUGGACGCCACCAUCCAAACACCACUGCUGGAGCUCUCACCUGAAAUUAUGAAUGUAUCUAUCUGUGCUGUGUGUCAGUCAUACCAUGGAUGCAGCAGAGUUUCGGCGCAGAGGGAGGGAGAUGGUGGACUAUAUAGCAGACUAUCUGGAGAACAUAGAACAGCGACCAGUCUACCCAGAUGUGGAACCAGGAUAUCUUCGUACCCUGAUCCCCACUGAGGCCCCGACUGAACCUGAGAGUUAUGAGGAUAUUAUAAAAGAUGUGGAGAGAGUCAUAAUGCCCGGGGUCACCCAUUGGCACAGCCCGUACUUCUUUGCCUACUAUGCUGCUGCUUCCUCGUACCCUGCCAUGUUAGCUGACAUGCUGUGUACAGCUAUUGGGUGCAUUGGAUUCUCCUGGGCUGCAAGCCCAGCCUGCACAGAGCUGGAGACCGUGAUGUUGGAUUGGCUGGGGAAGAUGCUGAAUCUGCCUGAUCAUUUUAUAGCUGGGACUCAUGGCCAUGGAGGAGGUGUCAUCCAGGGCACAGCUAGUGAGGCCACCCUGAUGUCGUUGCUCGCUGCUCGCUGUAAAGCCGUCCGACAUGUCCAGGCCUCAAAGCCGGAAAAAUCGGAGGGUACCAUCAUCUCGGAACUGGUGGCAUACACCUCUGAACAAGCGCAUUCUUCAGUGGAGCGUGCAGCUCUUAUUGGAGGAGUGGUGAUGAGGAAGGUUCCUACAGACAACAACUACACUGUUGUAGGAGACGCGCUUAAGAAGAUGGUGGAGGAGGACAAAGCUGCUGGACUUAUCCCUUUCUAUUUCUGUGCGACUCUUGGCACCACACCAUCAUGUGCUUUCGAUCGCAUCACUGAGCUGGGGCCUCUGUGUAAUAAAGAAAACAUGUGGAUGCACAUCGAUGCCGCGUAUGCUGGGAGUGCUUUUAUCUGCCCUGAGUUCAGACCUUUGCUGAAUGGUGUUGAGUUUGCAGAUUCUUUCAACUUCAACCCACACAAAUGGCUUCUUGUCAACUUUGACUGCUCUGCAUUGUGGGUGAAGAAAAGGGCAGACAUCAUCGGAGCCUUCAAGAUGGAGCCACUCUACCUGAAACAUGAAAACCAGGAGUCAGGGCUGGUCACAGAUUAUAGGCAUUGGCAGAUUCCACUCGGAAGACGAUUUCGCUCGCUGAAGAUGUGGUUUGUCUUCCGUAUGUACGGGCUGUCAGGCAUACAGGCCCACAUACGCAAGCAAGUGGCCCUGGCCAAGGAGUUUGAGAGUCUGGUACGAGCAGACCAAAGAUUUGAGAUCUGUGCUGAGGUCAUCAUGGGACUGGUCUGCUUCAGACUUAAGGGCUCCAAUGAGCGGAACCAGAACUUGCUGAAAAGGAUCAAUACAAACAGAGAGAUCCAUCUAGUGCCUUGCCAGCUCUCUGGCAGCUUUGUGCUGCGCUUUGCCAUCUGCUCUCGCGCUACCGAAUCACGUCACAUCCAGCAAGCAUGGCGGCACAUCACACAGAUGACCUUUGAGCUUUUACAGGAGCCUAGUCAUUGACGAAACCGCUUGUAGUCCACUCUGGUGCGACCAGUCAGGACUAAGAUUUAUUUUGCAGAUGUUAAAUGUCUUAAAGGGAAAGAACAACUAUUUUACAGCUCACUCAGCAGAUGUUUUGUUGUUUGCAGACGAGUAAUCCAGGCUUAUCAAUCUUUUGAUUUUGCAAACUGAUGUUGGUCAAAAUAAUCUACAACAAUCCAUAAUAAGUAUAAAUAUGAAAUUUGCUUGCUACAAAAUGUUUCCCCACAGUGAGACGUGUAUGUCAUGUCCUCCUUACACCUAUCCCCUGUUUGUCUUUGCUGCUUCUGUGUCUUCUUAGUUUUAAUUUGGCUCAGGGUCUGCUAAUAGAUUUAUGCUAAUUGUUUUUAUUGUAUUUAUUGCUGCAAUGAAUGUAAUUCACAUUGUGUGUGUAAAAAUCUUUGAGCCAAUGGUGGCUUCUUUUUUGUGGAUAUGUUUAGUGAAAUGAAUGACAAAGAUAAACUCUAACGUCUCUUAUCUGGAUAUAAUGUUUAAUGUAAGAGUGGCUUCAUAAAAUGAGAUAAAUAAAAUGCUCUCUAAUCAGGCUGAAUCCCUUGUCUACAGGCAUUAGCCUCAAUCAUUUGUGACCUCAUAAACACAAGUACUUGUAUGUUAAAUACAAUUGCAAAGCAAGGCAAUUAAUUUGUCUUUUGUCUUGUUUUUUACAGAAUGCUCAUUGAUUCAUCUAGUGUCUUAUAUGAUAGAAGAGUAGUAUUUAAAAAUGACAGUGGCACAAGAGAAUCACGUUCUCAGCCUAUAAAUCCUACUUUUUGGGUAACCAUUGAACCACUUGGGUAAAAAUCAGAGCUAUUUAUUAUUUAGUUCUAAUGAAAAGAUAUGAGGAAACUGAGGAUUUAUUUAUGCUGUAGUUGAUCCCAUAAACUAUUAAAUGUGUACACCCAGACAGAAAAAAAUGAACAAUCAGUCGACUUAAAAAAAAGGGUUGGAAAUCAAGAUGAAAAAUUAAUUUGGUGUCCAAUAGCUCAGUAUAAUUUGUGUGUUAUGGUAGUCUGAUAUCUGUAUAAAUCUCUUAUCUUGUAAGGUUAACUUCAAACCACAAUGUUUAACAGAUUCCAAUGACGAUCAAAUAUAAUUAAAACAACAUUUCUGUAGUAUCCUGCAUUUUAUCCAUAUCCAUGGAAAUAUAUAAAGUCACUUUGUGGGUCUGUGAUUGUUUUUAUUUGUUUGCCAGGAGAUAUUAAUUCAUUGUGUGAAAUCACUGAACCUUAUUGUAAAUUCAUCUGAUUGGGUCAAAGUCCACUCCGGGAUCAAGAUGUUUAAGUUGGCUGUGUGCUGCAUUGGAUUGGUUUAUUUAAUUAAAGUGGAACAUAGUACG
Molecule: messenger RNA, 2935 nt
Organism: Labrus bergylta (ballan wrasse)
Lineage: Eukaryota; Metazoa; Chordata; Actinopteri; Labriformes; Labridae
Gene: ddc
Product: dopa decarboxylase
Biological process (GO): serotonin biosynthetic process; amino acid metabolic process; catecholamine metabolic process
Cellular component (GO): cytoplasm
Molecular function (GO): pyridoxal phosphate binding; aromatic-L-amino-acid decarboxylase activity
Source: RefSeq, a predicted model, not a curated record